UCUGUCUGCGCAUGCUCCUAUUCAACACUCGUGCUCAGACUUCUUUCAGGCCACAACAGCAAGCAAAGUUGCGGAAGUGUCAUAGACUGAGAGAUGUUUGAUUGAAAAUCAGAGGAGCCAUUGAGUCAUAUGAGCACCGAGAAAACGUCCAUAGAGGUGAAAGAGAAGAGAAGAAGUGGGAGGUGUUCAUCUUGAAUGUGGUAGAAGCGACACUGACGAGGUCAGUCAACGACAACGGUGGGUAUUCACACGGCAAGGGACCCUCCUUCCUUGUUCUCAUUUCCACAUGUGAGUGAGGUGACUAAUGGGCCGAGGGUUACCAGGUGAGAAGGGGAGGGGGUCUUAGAAGAGAAGAGACGACAUUUGGGGGUCAGAGAAGAGUUUUACACGGAGCAUGGCCUCAGUCAAACAGGAAGGCACAGACCAACGACCGGCACACAUUAAAGAAGAGGACUGUGAGUCGGGUGCACCAGAGGAUGUGUGCGUGAAGGUGGAGGACUGCGAGGAAAGAAUUUCUGUUUUUAAAGAGGAGGAGUGCAAGGAGGAGUCUGCUGAGAUUAAAGCUGAGGACCUGAAAGAUUUCUCAUUUGGCCUUGCCCUGCAAAAAUGUGAAGCUGGCCCGAUUUUCAAGCGAGAUGUGUGUGAAGAAUCUCUUUCCAAUUUGCAGCCCUGGGUCACUAAUACUGGACAACUGGCUACCGUGGAGAUUUCUGUGGAAGUGAAAUCUGAGUUAUCGGAACGUGAGGAGAAAAUUACUGAAGGAGUCAAAAGAAAAGCAGAAGAGCAGCUGGGAAAAAAUUUACAGGAGAAAGGCAGCAUCUCCACAUCUUCAUUUGCUCAGACCUCUCUUCUGGACUGUGAGAAGACGAGGAAACCAACAAGUGAAUCAGAGAACCUGACCACAGCCUCUUCCCAGUGUAGUUCACUUUAUGCUACUACAGUAACACAGACCGAGGCCAUCAAAACUUGUCAACAAGAAGUGAGUAAACACACCCAAGUUCAACCUGGAGAAAAACUUUACUGUUGUUUGGAAUGUAGCAAACAAUUCUUACACAAAAAUAGCCUAUAUAAGCAUAAGAAGAUUCACACUGGUGAGAAACCGUACAGCUGUGCUGAAUGUGGCAAAUGUUUCUUAGAGAGAGGUAAUCUUAAUAUCCACAUGAGAGUUCAUACCGGCGAGAAACCCCACUGCUGUUCAGAAUGUGGCAAACGAUUCUCGCAAAUUUCCAGUCUUCAGAUCCACACAAGAAUCCACACUGGAGAAAAACCUUAUUGCUGUCCCGAAUGUGGCAAACGAUUCUAUGACAGUAGUCGUUUACAGAAGCACACACAAACUCACACUGGAGAGAAACCAUAUGUCUGUUCUGAAUGUGGGAAAAGGCUCUCCAACAGUAGCAGUUUUUGGAAGCACAAGCAAACUCAUAUUGGAGAGAAGCCAUACGUCUGCUCUAAAUGUGGCAAAAGCUUUUCCAGCAAUAGUGCUCUUUAUAAUCAUGCCAAAAUUCAUGCAGGAGAAACACCUGAAUGUGACCAGCAAGUCUCAGCCAAUAGUGACCUUCAUGUUCUUGAAGGAACCCGCCCAUGUGAGAAACCUUAUAGGUGUUCUGAGUGUGACAAACAUUUCUCAGACAGCAGCAGUCUUAACAGGCACAUGAGGAUUCACUCUGGAAAGACACUCCAUUCUUGUCCAGAAUGCGGCAAGCAAUUCUCACUACUGAGUCUUCUUCAGAAGCACUCACGAAUCCAUACUGGAGAAAAACCCCAUUGUUGUCCAGAAUGUGGGAAAAGUUUCUUAAAAAUAUACCUUCUUAAAUGUCAUAUCAGAACCCAUACUGGAGAGAAACCUUUUGGCUGUUCUCAGUGUGGCAAACAAUUCUCUGUCAAUAGUAGCGUAAGGACACACAUACAAAUUCAUACUGGCGAGAAGCCAUAUUGCUGCACUCAGUGCGGAAAAAGAUUUUCCAACAGUAGCGGCUUUCGGAAUCACACAAGAACUCAUACUUUAGAGAAGCCGUAUGUUUGUUCUGAAUGUGGAAAAAGCUAUACAACCAAGAGGAGUCUUUAUAACCAUACCAAAAUUCAUACUGGAGAGAAACCUCAUUGUUGUUUGGAAUGUGGCAAGCGAUUUUUAUACCUCCCUAAUCUUUAUAAACAUAGAGAAAUUCAUAUUGUAGAGAAGCCUCAUUGUUGUUCAGCAUGUGGGAAGAGAUUCUUACGAAGAUGCCACCUUCAACAACAUAUCCGAACUCACACUGGAGAGAAACCUUAUUGUUGCUUGGAAUGUGGCAAGCAAUUUUUAUACCUCACUAGUCUUUAUAACCAUAGAGGAAUUCAUACUGGAGAGAAGCCUCAUUGCUGUUCAGAAUGCGGGAAGAGAUUCUUGGAAAGAGGCAACCUUCAACGACAUAUCCGAAGUCACACUGGAGAGAAACCUUAUUGUUGUUCUCAGUGUGGUAAGCAAUUCUCAAGCAGCAAUACCCUUUAUAGCCAUAAAAGAAUUCAUACAGGUGAGAAACGUCAUGGCUGUUCUGAAUGUAGCAAGCGUUUUUCGGACAACACCAGUCUUAAUACCCACAUGAGAAUUCACACUGGAGAGAAACCCUAUGGUUGUUCAGAAUGUGGCAAACGAUUCUCACAAAGAAACAGUCUUCAGAACCACACAAGAUUUCACCAUACUGGAGAAAAACCUUUUUCUUGCUCGGAGUGUGGGAAAAGUUUCUGUUACAAUAGCUAUCUUCUGAACCAUGCACGAAUUCACACUGGGGAGAAGCCAUAUUGCUGUUCUGAAUGUGGAAAAAGGUUCACGUGCAGUAGCCACUUUUGGAGGCACGCAAGGACUCAUACUGGAGAGAAAAUGUUUUGCUGUCCUGAAUGUGGGAAAAGAUUUUCUUUCAGUAGCAGUUUAUGGAGGCACAAACAAAUUCAUAGAGGAAAACCUGUUGUAAAUGUGCCAGAGAAUUUUUCCACUGACCCUACAAACACAGAAAAAGUGAAGGAAGAUGUCACUUUUGUUCCAAAUGAGGAAAAUGAUUCUCAUUUAAAGUAGUUGACAAGUAUGCUGGAAUUCACAGCAGAGAGAAGGCUUACGGUGAUGAAUAUGGCAAAUGGUCCUUAGAUGUAAGGUGCUUCAGAAUUAAAUUAUUUUUGCUCUCAAUGUGGCAAACAAUUCUUAAUCAACAGUGGCAUUUGUAGCAAUGAACAAAUUCAUACUGGUGGUAAACCCCAUAGCUGUUCUGAAUAUGGCAAGUGAGUCUCCUGCAUCAGCUUUCUUUGGGAGCACAGAAGAGUUCACACAGGAAUGUGAAGACAUAAAAAAUAAUAAAUUACCAAAAAAUACAGUGGAAGGUAUGCCAGGUGUGGGACAAACCAACAACUCAGGGGUCCAUAGAACUAAUGAAUCAAGAACUUCCAGGCCCAUCUUGACAUCCUACAAAUCUGUAUAACCCCACAUGAAUUACAAAAGGAAGUUUUGUUAGGAAUCACUCGGCGACUACACUAAGCCAUUACUGUAAAUCUGACAGCAGUACAGCAUCACGUCAAGACCAAAGAGUGGAGUUCACUCCUGUUUGAUGAUAAGCCAUUGGGAGAUGUUAACCCUUCAGAGAAACCAUAGUGGUGUUGUGAAAGCGGCAGUCAGUUUGUAGGACAAGCAGCUUCUUCAGACUCCAAACAAUGUACUGUCAUACAGGAACUGAUCUUUGCACCAGUGCUCUGACAUUAAAUAGUGAAUAAUGCAGGACAGACUGGCCUCACCCAUUUGUUUUUCUCAUGGUUUGGCUUACAAAUUCUGGUGCUUAAGAAGCAGCUUGCCAGACCCUCGUAACUUCAUCUCCAGUGUCAGCUCUCGCAAUAGGAUCUCAUUGGAUUUUAGUUUUGGGGUCUCAUCUGCUCAGACUGAUCAAUCACAAGCAGACUUACAGCCAGAGAUGUCUCCUUUUCAAGGAACAAAAAGCCAUCACUCAAUGGUUAGCAACCUUCAUGGAGUGACAAACCUUUGUAGCAGUUGUUACCCAAAAGGCCAGGCUUAUCUGUACUCGGGAAACCCAUUGCAACAUGUCCACUCCCACCUUUAGAGCACACUGCAAGCAGCUGGUCUGUAGGAUCAGUGACCUCAGCCUGGCCGUAGCUCUGCUCCAUGGCAGGACAACAGGUCUUAACAAAGACCGGAGUGAUCCCUUUUAUUCUAAAGGGUAAGCUAUGCUAGACUGUAGUGAGUGAAAGUCCAUCAGUGCCGGAGUUAGAUGAGGGUACCACCAGUCCAGACCUUAAAGUAAAGCGAGGUGCGGGAGCAAGAAAUCGACCACACACAAAGCCACGCAUCCAUCUUGAUGAAGAAGGGAGUCGACUGAGCACCGACUACCCAGCAGAUGUAUAAUAUAUGCCUGCAAGUGAGGGCCGUGGUGUUUGAAACAUCAACGUAAAGGAUUCCACCAAAGAGAAAAAGGACAAGAGCUCCUGAACAAAAGAAGUCAAAGUGUGCUUAACCUCCUUUCAUGGUGCCAGAGAAAGACGACUCCAGGAGGAGAAAAGCACAUUGGAGUCGACACGACCUAAACCAUAAGUACACCAGCUUAGAUUCAGGGAACUCUAAUUAUAAUUUAGUAGUUAGGAGAAAGCCAGCUCACGACUUCUGGAUAUGUGGUAAACACUUGAACUGAACAGUGAUAACCCCUUCUGAGAGA
Erpetoichthys calabaricus (reedfish) is the source of this 4682-nucleotide messenger RNA. RefSeq names its product zinc finger protein 791-like. NCBI's taxonomy places the organism in Eukaryota, Metazoa, Chordata, Cladistia, Polypteriformes, Polypteridae. The record is from RefSeq and is a predicted model, not a curated record. The coding region runs from base 395 to 3046 and encodes 883 amino acids. The transcript is spliced from 4 exons.